This is a messenger RNA of Talaromyces atroroseus, 651 nucleotides long. RefSeq lists its product as hypothetical. The transcript has a single exon. The record is from RefSeq and is a predicted model, not a curated record. Gene Ontology annotation, biological process: positive regulation of catalytic activity; deadenylation-dependent decapping of nuclear-transcribed mRNA. The coding region runs from base 1 to 651 and encodes 216 amino acids. Gene Ontology annotation, molecular function: enzyme activator activity. NCBI's taxonomy places the organism in Eukaryota, Fungi, Ascomycota, Eurotiomycetes, Eurotiales, Trichocomaceae.
AUGUUCAUUUGCCAGUUGGCGCAGGGGUCCUACGGCGAAGAGCGAUACAGCGUCUUUGUGCUCAAUCGACGCGGGCUGAACAACUUUGACAUUCUGUUGACGGACGGCGAGAACGUGGAGAUUACGGAUGAAUUCGUCAUUCUGAAAGCGGAUCAGGGCAGCGAAGUAAGUGGAAUCAGUACUACCAACAAUAACAACGGCCCGUCGUCGUCGCAUAUCAUCGGUCUGUGGAUAUUUUCGGAGCCGCCGCCCAAUUCUACAGCGGAGACGCGCAAGAUCAAUGCCGAGGUGAUCAAGGAGUGUGCAACGCACGCGGGGAGAAGUAUGGAAUUGGCCAGGGAAAGUAUGGCAGCUAUACAGCAACAACAGCAACAGGCGUAUUCAAGUGUACCUAUGGGCCGCCAAAUUUCCUUGAAAGAACUCUUCGGUCAACAACGUGCUCAAGACGACGGGUUUUCUCACAAUCUGGCAGGGGGUGGUAGCGGCACAGAAAUGUUGCCGAACGGAGAAGUAGGAGGAGGCAUGGCUUGGGGACAUGCGGCACCACCAGCAGACCAAUUACCAACAUCAACAGCUCAGGUCAUGCAUCAGCCGGCCGGCAAUGUUCUUACAGAUCUUUUUCUGAGGGCUGGCUUGGUAAAUCAAAGCUGA